Messenger RNA from Fonsecaea monophora, 2862 nucleotides. RefSeq lists its product as hypothetical. Gene Ontology annotation, molecular function: guanyl-nucleotide exchange factor activity. The record is from RefSeq and is a predicted model, not a curated record. The coding region runs from base 1 to 2862 and encodes 953 amino acids. The transcript is spliced from 3 exons. NCBI's taxonomy places the organism in Eukaryota, Fungi, Ascomycota, Eurotiomycetes, Chaetothyriales, Herpotrichiellaceae. Gene Ontology annotation, biological process: positive regulation of GTPase activity; Ras protein signal transduction. Gene Ontology annotation, cellular component: plasma membrane.
AUGGAUUCACGUUCCACACGGUACCGAUCACUCGACGCAAAGGCUGUUGAGCCACCUCUCAGAGUUAGGGAAAGGCACAACUCGGCCCCCACUGUUGAUCGACGCAAAGACCAGCACCACCAAAGGCGUCCAUCAGCCGUUGUCAAACCCUCUGAUACCAGCCACCGAAGCUCUAAACCUCAUGCUCGGGUCGACUCAUUGACUUCUCCAGACCGUGGCACAAACACCCGGCGCUCAGAUCGUCACCCACCUUCUGGCUAUUCCCUCGAGGCGAAGCUACCGAACAAGGCGAGUGAAUCAGAGUCGACCUCAUCCAUUAACUUGCUGGUGCUUGGUUCUCGCAACUCUGGUAAAACCAGCUUCAUUCGAAACGCCAUUGGGAAAGAGCGGACUCGAACCUCGAUUGAAGUGCGGAUUAGAGACAGGUGCUAUCAAAUUCAACUCUUUGAGCUGCUCUUCGAGGAUGUCGACUUCAGCAGCGAGCGGAGAAUCGAAUGGCCACCAUACAUAAAUGGGGUUCCUCUACCCGAAAUUGACGGUGUCUUUUGCCUUUACGACGUCUCUGACAAGGAAAGCGUCGCCGACGUCCCGGCCGCAUUGAGUAAGUUCCCACUCACAAUCUUCCUGCCGCUGGUCUCAAACAAUCAUAUCCCUCCCAAGGAAGCUGGGCCUCCCGCUAACGACGUUACUGAAGCCUCCAUGACCAAUACUGGCGUGCCUUGUAUGCUUGUUGCUGCCAAAUGCGACGUCGACGACGAUUCCCGCCAGAUCAGCCCACGCUUCCACGAGACUGUCCGCCGUAAUCUUGCCAAGGUCGCCAUUGCCGAAAUUUCCAUAAGGUCUCCUGAGAACACCAAGCAGUGUUUCCUUGCAAUGAUUCAUCGAGUCAUUGCCUCUCCGCGAGGCAGCCAGCGCGUUGUCUCAAGGGAUCCCUCGCCGAAAGCAGCUCGAAGCAGGAGCCGAUCGAACAGCCGAUUACAAGUAUCAAAGUCUAAGGAACUACUGCUGAACCUUUCGGUGCGACAAGCACUCAUUGAGUCUGAGAACGAAUAUAGUCAAUCUUCGGAAACGGAGGAUGUGGCUCCGGCCGGUCGUAAGGCCAAACUCAAGUUGGAUACAACAGCUGUUCCUCAGUCCCAGCGCCGUCCGGCCGAGCCUCAUACACCUAUGUCUUCCGGGGACUACACCGGCAAAUUGACAUCCCCUCUCGAGACCUCGACAACAGCAGUUCCCGAAACGCCCGACUCCUAUUAUGUAAAAUCAAUGCUUCGUCCUGAGUCAGCAUCCACCAUUGACAGCCGGGCAUAUCAGACUUUCCUUAAUAUGGACGAAGACUCUCAUGAGCUUUCCCCUCGGACUGAAGUGGAAGCUUUGGGCUCUUCUUUGGGCGCUCUCAAAGUUGACGAGGGUUCGCCAAACAUCGAGCGCGGGGUUCCGUUUCAAGAAUUGGUUGACAAGCUCCUCCUGCUACCCACGAACAAGACAGAUUCUAAAUUUGUCCCGUCCUUUUUGUGUCUGUACCGUGCUUUUGCAACCCCACAAAUGUUGCUGACCGCUAUCAUUGACCAGUUCAUGAAGGUGGAAAAAAGUAAAAUGGUUCACUUCACCAAGGUCGCAGAGAUGCUUCGCUACCUACAGGUAUUGGCUCAAUGGACUGCCACGUAUCCCGGAGAUUUUUCUCCUGGCCCUGCUCGUGAUAUCGCUAUCCCUUUUGUGCAAAGUAUCGAGAAGAGCAAAGUGUUCGCACCUGCUGCUAGAGAGAUAAGCAACAACCUGGACACCAUCAUUCCCGAUGAAGAUUUGGAUUGGGCCUUUAAUGAUUCUACCUCAGCAUCGGGUAAAAAAAGUGGCGGAGGCAGUCAUAAAGCAGGGACGUCGAGUUCGUCAUCAACCCUGGUUCCAUCGCCGAGCACUGAAAAUAUGGCAAAAUUGGGUCGCAAGGGACGGCGGGAAGAAGAUGAGAAUUGCGACAAUCUUGACGGGACGACUUUGUCUGCACGUGGAUCCAAUGUGCCUUCAAUGUCAUCCAGCAUGAUGAGAUCAAGUAAUCCCUCCAGUCAGUCAUACGCAAACUUUCUCCAGCUGGAAAAUGCGAAGCUGGAAGCCGAAAGAUUCAGGCCAGUGCCUCGAUUUCGCCUCACCAAGUUCCAAUGGCAUCUAUUCAUGGAAAGCACCCUCGACGACCUUGCCAGGGAAAUUACACGGAUCGAUUGGACUGUGUACUCGGCGAUCAGACCCCGGGAUUUUGUUCGGCAUGUCUCUAUUUCUACCUCUCAGAAAAGGAAGUCCAGCUCCGGUGAUAACAUCGGCGCCAUGGUGAAGAAUUUCAAUCAUCUGGCCUUGUUUGUUUCUGGCAUGAUCCUACUUCGAGACAAGCCAAAGCACCGAGCGAGAGCUUUGGAAAAGUUUAUGGCACUAGCAUGGAAAGUGAGGCAACUGAAUAAUUACAAUUCCCUCGGCGCUAUCGUGGCAGGCAUCACUGGUCAUGAGAUUGCUCGAUUGGGGGCAACUCGAGAUCUGAUCCCUCCGGAGGUGCAGAAGCAAUUUCUGAGGUUGACCAUUCUCAUGGGCAUAUCGAGAUCUCAUGCCGCAUAUCGCAUGGCUUGGGACAAUUCUCCAGGGGAACGAAUCCCGUUUCUCCCCCUUGUGCGACAAGAUCUUACGAUGGCUGCUUCGGCAAACCAGACAUUUAUCGGCACGAACAUCAACUGGAAGAAAUUUGAAAUCAUGGGAGAUGUCAUUGUUGGCAUUCAACGCAGUUUGGAAAACCCCUACAGCUUCCCCCAAAGGUCUGUUCGAACUGACGAGAUCAUCAAGUUGAUCUUGGAAACCAAGAUCGUUGAGGAGUCAGAGGUGAGAUAG